This is a messenger RNA of Paracoccidioides lutzii Pb01, 486 nucleotides long. RefSeq lists its product as hypothetical. The record is from RefSeq and is a predicted model, not a curated record. The transcript has a single exon. Bases 1 to 486 code for a protein of 161 amino acids.
AUGAGGGUGCUCCUCCGGAUUCUAGCCGAAAAAAUUCAAGAAGGGAAGACUCGAGUAAUCCAUAGAUAUGAUAUUGUUCCUGUUGAAGACGUUGUGUCGGCGCUGAUAAAGCGUUCGCUAAGCUCUUUCGCGCCUUGCCACAUUGAGAAAGGGAAAUUACUGCAAGGCUGGAGACUGUGGUCCGUGCGGGCAGGCGCAAAAAAAGGGCAGUACAGCACCACCACCUCUAAUACCGGGGAAUACCAUGGGCGUAAGUUCGGUAUUCUUACCAGUUUCGCAAUUACGCUGUACGAGACCGUUUGUCGGUAUUGUCAGCUUACCGAACCAGGAAGCGUAACAGAGAGAGCUCGGCUAUUGCACUUACCCGUGGCGCGUUGUCCUGGCUGCUCACACAUCGUAUGCCCGAAUGGAACGACCAAAGGGUGUUACAACGCCAUGCAUUUGCCCCGGUUCAAACCCCGUAUUGAUUACCAAAGCGGCUCUUAG